CACUUGCGACUUCACGUGUUGUUUAUAUUCCGAAGCCUUUUAAAUAAACAGCUAAUUUAAAAGUCUAUGCCAAAAUGAAAGUGAAAAUGAUAAGUCGCAACCCGGACAAAUAUGUCCGGGAGACAAAACUGCAACAGCACAGAAUGCCGCGAAAUUAUGAUCCGGCUCUGCAUCCGCUCGAGGGUCCACGAGAAUAUGUUCGUGCCUUGAAUGCCACCAAGCUGGAUCGUGUGUUUGCUAAGCCCUUUGUCUGUAAUUUGAGCGGACAUCGUGAUGGCGUUGCCUGCUUUGGCAAGCAUCCGAAAUCCUUGUCAACGCUGGCCACCGGUGCCUACGAUGGAGAAGUGCGCAUCUGGGAUUUGGCAAAUCGCACAAGCAUUCGCAGCUUUGUGGCGCACGAUGGUUUUGUGCGUGGAAUUGUGUAUGCUCGGCAAGGCCAUCGUUUCUUCAGCGUUGGUGAUGAUAAGACAAUCAAGGUGUGGAAAUCGCAGCCGCCCGAGGUUGGCCAGGAGGAAGAGCCGGUGAACACCAUAUUGAGUCGAUACAUUCUCACUGGCAUUUCGCACAAUCGCAAGGAUAAUACGUUCGCCACCAGCGGCGAAGUCUGUGCCAUUUGGGAUGAGCAGCACAACGACCCGCUAAAGACAUUGAAAUGGGGUGUGGACACGCUGCAUUGCGUCGCCUUCAAUCCGGUGGAGACCAGUGUUCUGGCCUGCUGUGGCAGCGAUCGCAGCAUUAUUCUCUAUGAUCAGCGUGAAGCGCAACCACUCCGGAAAGUGGUGCUUACCAUGAAGAGCAACAAGCUCGCGUGGAAUCCUAUGGCGGCCUUCAACUUUACGGUGGCUAACGAGGAUUGCAAUCUCUACACCUUCGAUACACGUAAGCUACGGGAUCCGAUCAAGGUCCACUUCGAUCAUGUGGCUGCGGUCACCGACGUAGACUACUCGCCCACGGGCAAGGAGUUCGUGACGGCCAGCUACGAUAAGACUGUUCGCAUUUACAAUACCCAUUUGAGUCAUUCUCGUGAUAUUUAUCACACGAAACGAAUGCAGCAUGUGGUCUGCAUUGCCUGGUCACUGGAUAGUCGCUACAUCUUCUCCGGCUCCGACGAAAUGAACGUGCGCAUGUGGAAGGCCAAUGCGUCCGAGAAAUUAGGCGCGGUGCGACCACGCGAACGGGCCAACUUUAACUACCAGGAUGCGCUGAAGGAGAAAUAUGCAGCACAUCCGCAAAUUAAACGCAUUGCCCGUCAUCGACAGGUGCCGCGUCAAGUGCUCAAUGCCCAGCGCAAGAUGCGCGUGGUCAAGGAAAAGGAACAGAUCAAGGAGGCGAAUGUGCGCAAGCACUCCAAGCCCGGAAAAGUGCCGUUCGUGCCCGAAAAGAAGAAGCACGUGCUGCGCCAAGAAGUUUAAAUACUGUUCACUAUCUUAUAUUUUUUCAGGCCCUUUUAAUCGUUAAGAUAAUUAGAUUAAUAAUUAUUGUAUGUAAUAUUGAAUAAAAGUAACGAAAUACGUUCAAAUGCUUCUCUCGAUAA
Molecule: messenger RNA, 1534 nt
Organism: Scaptodrosophila lebanonensis
Lineage: Eukaryota; Metazoa; Arthropoda; Insecta; Diptera; Drosophilidae
Product: DDB1- and CUL4-associated factor 13
Exons: 3
Coding region: 75-1412 (445 amino acids)
Biological process (GO): maturation of SSU-rRNA from tricistronic rRNA transcript (SSU-rRNA, 5.8S rRNA, LSU-rRNA)
Cellular component (GO): nucleolus; small-subunit processome
Molecular function (GO): protein binding
Source: RefSeq, a predicted model, not a curated record